CCGGUUGUUUAAUCCGAUUGAGUCGUAAAAUAAAAGAAUAUUCCUUGGGAUUGCACGUAUGAUCCUCGGCUACUUAAGUGAGCGAAGUGCCAUCAUCGUGCAAUGUGAUGCUUUUCUCCGCCACAUUUACAAAAAGGGGACUUUUAUAUCACUACCAGCGAAGUCAAGAGUUGGAGGAGACCCUGUCUGUCAAUCUCCAUGGCUGCGUUUCCAAGCGUUGCUCCAUUUGUUCUUCUGUUACUAUUUGUGGGAUGCUCCGCCAGGCCUCUCUACCCUCUUCCUAGCCGAAGAAACGACCGAACCAAACAGCCCUUACAAACUUUUCGCCCAUUUAACAUCGCACACCGAGGUUCAAAUGGAGAAUUCCCCGAAGAAACCGCUCCUGCAUACAUGAGGGCUAUUGAAGAAGGUGCUGACUUCAUUGAAACAGAUGUUUUGGCAACAAAAGACGGUUUUCUAAUAUGUCAUCAUGAUGUAACCCUUGAUGAUACAAGUGAUAUAGCUGAUCAUAAAGAGUUUGCAGACCGAAAGAGGACUUAUGAAGUUCAAUGGGUCAACACAACUGGCUUUUUCACUGUUGAUUUCACACUGGCUGAACUGCAGACCCUUAAAGCAAAACAAAGAUAUUCUUUCCGAGAUCAACAAUAUAACGGAAAGUUCCCUAUAAUAACAUUUGAGGAGUACAUUUCAAUUGCACUUGAUGCCCCUAGAGUUGUUGGAAUAUAUCCAGAAAUAAAGAACCCAGUAUUUGUUAAUCAGCAUGUUAAGUGGUCAGGUGGUAAGAAGUUUGAAGACAAGUUUGUUGAAACCCUUAGGAAGUACGGAUACAAAGGUUCUUAUAUGUCAAAGGAAUGGAUGAAACAGCCUAUUUUCAUUCAAUCCUUUGCCCCGACCUCUCUUACCUAUGCAUCCAACCUCACUGACCUGCCUAUGGUCUUUUUGAUUGAUGAUGUCACUAUAUUAACUGAAGACACACAGCAGUCCUAUUCGGAUAUAACUUCAGACAGUUAUCUUGAAUUCAUAAAAGACUAUGUGGUCGGGAUUGGGCCGUGGAAGGAUACCAUAGUUCCUGUCUCAAAUAACUAUCUGCAGCCACCUACUGAUCUGGUUGCACGUGCACAUGCCCUCAACCUGCAGGUUCAUCCAUACACAUACCGGAACGAGCAACCAUACUUGCACUUCAACUUCAGCCAAGAUCCAUACAAGGAGUUUAGUUGGUGGAUAAACCAGAUUGGCGUGGACGGACUCUUCACUGACUUCCCUGGCAGCCUCCACCAGUUUCAGGAGUGGACCAAGCCAUUGUCAGUAUAGCAUAAAAGGGAAGGGUGCAUCUAAAGUGCUGCUUAGAUUAUCCUGAAUGAUUUCAAAGUUUAGAAUUGGUAGAAUUGCAAAUUAGGGAGUUUUCAUUUCUUUUUAGUACAGUAAUUCUCAUUGUGGGAUAAUUCUUUCCACAUAUUAUACUACAUCUUGAUCCUUGCAGUUAAAAGUUUUACUGCCAUUGAGGAUUACCUUUUAAAUAUCUGUUACCGGAGCCUCCACCAGUUGCACUUAACUUUUCCAGUUAAAAGUUUGGCCUAU
Messenger RNA from Cuscuta europaea, 1578 nucleotides. The record is from the annotation of a GenBank genome assembly. Lineage: Eukaryota; Viridiplantae; Streptophyta; Magnoliopsida; Solanales; Convolvulaceae.